AUGCCUCUCGACAUAAUUGUGGUAGGCGCCGGCAUAGCAGGUCUUUCAGCUGCAAUAGGCCUGGCUCGCACUGGUCACAAUGUCACAGUCCACGAGCGACGGGAUUCCACAAAACGGGAAGACAGCGGCAGUGGCAUACAGAUCCAGCCGAACGUCGUACAAAUACUGGAUGACUGGGGAUUGAUGCCGGAGAUACGAAAAGUUGCACACGACCCAGAGCUCGUGGAUUUACGAACGUACAACGAAGGCAGUGUCGCAAAACAGGAUUACCGACCACUCGGUCCAGCUCCCUUCGGUCUACGUCGUGUGCUGAAAGACAUCUUCCGUGACCACGCCAUCCAGCAAAGCGUCAAGAUCUGUGAAGGCCAAGGGAUCGAUCAUGUGGACGUCGAUCAUCACGCUAUAAUCCUUUCUGACGGUCGAACUGUCACUGCAGGUCUGGUCCUCGGCGCCGAUGGCUCUAAUUCGCGAGUUCGCAAGACUCUGUUCCCGGACUCCAAGCCCACGGUGCUGGAGCAAUGUGCCUUUCAGGUCCUGGUCCCUCUCAACAAAGUCCAACAAGACCCCGAGAUGCGCGAAAUCCUAGAUGAGCAACACGUAAUCAUUAUAUCAUCUCCAGGCCGCAGCGUUUUCGCAUCGCCUGCGCCGUACCAUGACUUAAUGGUCAUUCAAUUUGUUGACCAUGAGUAUCCUUUAGAGGGAGAUCCACACCCAGACCAGCAUAACAUGAAGAUCAAGGACCUGACGUGA
Molecule: messenger RNA, 750 nt
Organism: Fulvia fulva
Lineage: Eukaryota; Fungi; Ascomycota; Dothideomycetes; Mycosphaerellales; Mycosphaerellaceae
Product: FAD-dependent monooxygenase OpS4
Exons: 1
Coding region: 1-750 (249 amino acids)
Biological process (GO): secondary metabolite biosynthetic process
Molecular function (GO): monooxygenase activity; FAD binding
Source: RefSeq, a predicted model, not a curated record